ACUAUCACAGUUCUCCUGGCAGCCAUCAUGAAGGGUACAGUCUUGAUCUGCUGUUUCCUCUCCCUGCUGAUUUUGCAGGCCACAGCAGGUAAGACUUUUGAAGAAGAAGAAGGAGAAGAAAUCCCCUCUGUCCUCAGAGAUAGAUCUCACAUUGAUGAGACGCUGCGGCUUGCAACUGAGGAAAAAGCGGGAGACUAUGCAGCGGCUUUGGAGAGGUUGCGGAAGAUCUACCACACAUCCAUCAAGCCGAUGGAGCAGGCCUACAAGUACAAUGAGCUGAGGCAGCACGAGAUCUCAGCCUACCCCGGACGAACCCUGGGGGACUCAGCCACAGAUGGAGAGAUCACCUCCAAGCCCAUGGUGCUGUUCCUGGGACCCUGGAGUGUAGGAAAGUCCUCCAUGAUCAAUUACCUCCUGGGCAUGCAUGACAGUCCCUAUCAGCUCUACACAGGAGCCGAGCCUACUACCUCUGAGUUCACUGUUAUUAUGCAUGGUGAGAAGAUCCGCUCUGUUGAGGGUAUUGUUAUGGCUGCAGACAGCUCUCGGUCCUUCUCUCCACUGGAGAAGUUUGGCCAGAACUUCCUGGAAAAGCUGAUUGGUAUUGAGAUGCCCCACAAGCUGCUGGAACGUGUGACUUUUGUGGACACACCAGGAAUAAUUGAGAACCGGAAACAGCAAGAGAGAGGCUAUCCUUUCAAUGAUGUUUGCCAGUGGUUCAUUGACCGCGCUGACCUGAUCUUUGUGGUGUUUGACCCCACCAAGCUGGACGUUGGCCUGGAGCUGGAGAUGCUCUUCCGGCAGUUGAAGGGUCGCGAAUCCCAGAUCCGCAUCAUCCUAAACAAGGCUGACAACUUGGCCACCCAGGACUUGAUGAGAGUCUACGGAGCCCUCUUUUGGAGUUUGGCUCCUCUCAUCAAUGUGACAGAACCUCCCCGUGUCUAUGUCAGCUCCUUCUGGCCAUAUGACUACGCACCUGACACCAGCCGUGAGCUCUUCAAGCGAGAGGAGAUCUCCCUCCUGGAAGAUCUGAACCAGGUGAUUGAAAACCGCAUGGAGAACAAAAUUGCCUUCAUCCGUCAGCAUGGCAUCCGUGUGCGCAUUCAUGGCCUGCUGGUAGACCGCUAUGUCCAGACCUUUAAAGAGAAGAUGAGCUUCUUCAGUGACCCUGAACUAGUCUUCAAGGAGAUUGUGGAUGACCCAGACAAAUUCUACAUUUUCAAGUCUAUCCUAGCCAAGACCAACGUCAGCAAGUUUGACCUGCCCAACCGCGAUGCUUACCGUGACUUCUUUGGCAUCAACCCAGUCACCAACUUCAAGCCCUUGGCGGCACAGUGCUCCUACAUGGGAGGCUGUCUGCUGGAUAAGAUUGAGAAGGCAAUAACCAAUGAGCUGCCUGCCCUUCUGAGCAGCAUUAACUCUGGCAAGCAGCCUGGCCUGUCCUCCUGCGAGGCUACUGGCUGUGGUGAAAAGCCAAAGAAUCGCUACCGGAAGAACUGAGGAAAACAAAAUAACUUGAGUGGGGGAAGUAAGAAGAGAAGGGGUCUGGUGGAAGCCAACCCUGCUUUUGUCAGAACGCCUGUAUUGUUGAGGAGACAGAGGAGCAGGGAUUAGUGUUUGUUUUUGUCCUCAGGAAAAUAUGCGGAUGUACAUUUAGGGACUGUGGGAAUGAAGUAGAUAGAGGGAGGGAAGGGUCAUUGUUUGAUAAGGCAGCUUAAGGACACAAGUGCUGAAGAAAUGAGAACAUGUCACUGAUCACUGAGUUUUGUUAAAAUACACGCCCUCCUCUCUCCCUUGUACAAUCACAGUGGACUGUCUGGGAUUCGAGGGUUGGGGAAGUAAUGAUGUGAAGAAACACUGAAAUGGGAAAAAAAGUAUGAUCUAACAGAAAUUGAAAAUCCUGACACUGAAAACAGUCAAAUACCAGCUCCCUUGUAUGUGAAUAAAAUGGGAAAAGUGGAAACAGGAGUUGCAAAUUUGUCUUGUAAAAACAUGUAGAAUUGCAUUGCAGAAAGUCAAUUCCAUAGCUCAGAAGCUGUUUUUGAAGUAGCUUUUUUUGUGGGUGCUAUACAAAGCCAUUGUGUUUGGAUAUCCAUCCAAACCUUUGAUUUUGAGAUAGAUAAACAUUAACAUUGCAUGUUAGGCAUCACAUCAUAUUUAACAGAUGCAUGAAAUUCCUUCUAACAUAAAGUUUAAGUAAUAUUUCCUCAUGUAACUAAAACCUGGACCCACCUUGCCAUGCAACAGAUAAGGUCUCUUUUUCUUAGUUUUAUACGCUCAUCAGUCCUGGUUGUUGACAACCUGUGCAAUGAGCACUGUGAUGGAAGCAGAGGUCAGGGUUCAAAGGUCAGAGUCUUCAGAGCAGGGAGGGUACUGUUAUUCUGCUUCACUUCUUAAGUGAUCUUACUGUUUCUGUUUGUGUCUAUAAAUUUGCCGGUCUUUGGCAGAAAUACAAUACUGUGUUAUGAUUUUUUUCUUUGAACGAUAAGCUUCCCAGCUUUUUAAGCUGAAUGACCAUUAAAAAGAAAUAACACAAGAAGGAUGUGUUUGGAUUAUAGCUGUUGUUAGCCAUUUCUUCUGCCAUUUCUUCUGCAGGUUAGAAAGGAAUUUAUUGAUUUUCUGUGUAAACUUUCCAAAUGGGCAUUGAAGUACGCUGUGUGUGUGUACUGAACCAUCCUGCUAUACAAUUUUACAAAGCAAGAUUAUGUAGGUGGAUUUCUUAGCUUGCAAAAAGUGGGCUUGAAGUAAAAGUGAAGUGGAGUUGAUCCCUGACCUCUGUGGAAAAAGGAAGCCCUGACUACUAACUGUUAGACCCACAAUAGUUUUGCAGUGAUACAUGUCAUAGCUGCAAGUUCUUAUGUAAGCCUACCUCAGUGAACUUCCUAGAAGUAUGGCAUGGUAAAUUGCUUAAAAUAGUUUGACAUUUUGGAAUACACUUAUUUGACACUGGACAAUAUCUUGGAAGGACACAGUAACUUCCUGGACUCCAGGAAGCAGAGACUCCAGGAAGCCACUCUGCCUGGCCAAGAAAUAGUCCAGAACAUAACUCCUACUCAAACUGCAACUUGUUGCUAUUACACUGGAAUUUUUGUAGAGAUUAAGUUAACAAAAUAUAAUAUAUUAAUUAGAGAGCUUUAUAAGUGCAGGUAGACAGACUUUGGGCAAACUCAUGCAACUGUUUUCCCCAUGUUUCCAAGCUAACCAGCUGAUGGCUCCAGCUACAUACAGAUACAAAAGUGGUAUCAGUCUACCAAAAUGUCAAACUAUUCCUUUAAAUAUAAUCGAUCAUCAAAGAAGGUAAGUGGUAAUAACUACACCUCCAGAAAAAAGCACCAAUUUAACUCAAGGACAAAUGCACUUCCAGUUCCCUUUCUGUCCUCCCUCACUAACCCCAUAGUGAAUGAAGAGUGUUUUUCCCAACUAAAACGAAGCAUAAUGAAAAGGAAAAGAAAGCUUACAAAAUUAAUCUCACAUUUGCUUAACUGCCUGUUUUUUCUUUGAGUGUGAGUGCUCCACUGGAUGUGUUUAGUAUGUUUACACUGCAGAUCCAGAACAUGCCCACUAGAGAGUGCUGUGUAAAAGUGUAAAAAGUUAUACAGACCACUGACUAACACUCA
This is a messenger RNA of Larimichthys crocea (large yellow croaker), 3614 nucleotides long. It is a transcript of the gene srlb, whose product is annotated as sarcalumenin. Bases 28 to 1497 code for a protein of 489 amino acids. NCBI's taxonomy places the organism in Eukaryota, Metazoa, Chordata, Actinopteri, Sciaenidae. Gene Ontology annotation, molecular function: GTP binding. The record is from RefSeq and is a predicted model, not a curated record. The transcript is spliced from 7 exons.